Selaginella moellendorffii is the source of this 1085-nucleotide messenger RNA. RefSeq names its product dehydration-responsive element-binding protein 1B. Gene Ontology annotation, biological process: regulation of DNA-templated transcription. NCBI's taxonomy places the organism in Eukaryota, Viridiplantae, Streptophyta, Lycopodiopsida, Selaginellales, Selaginellaceae. The coding region runs from base 132 to 707 and encodes 191 amino acids. The record is from RefSeq and is a predicted model, not a curated record. Gene Ontology annotation, molecular function: DNA-binding transcription factor activity. The transcript has a single exon.
GGUCCAAGCCCUCGGACAGGCAUCCAGUUUACAUCGGUGUACGCCGACGCAGCUGGGGGAAGUGGGUGUCCGAGAUCCGGGAGCCGAAGAAGAAGAACCGGAUAUGGCUCGGUUCCUUUCCGACACCGGAGAUGGCUGCUCGGGCUCACGAUGUUGCUGCUCUCUGCCUUCGAGGAGAGGACGCUCACUUGAAUUUUCCGGAUUCAGUCCACACUUUGCCUCGUCCUGAGCGUUUGUCGCCGAAAUGUAUCCAGGAAGCAGCUACAUCAGCAGCAAUGUCUUUCCAGGAUAGACUUCUUCCAUACACUGCUCCACAGCAGCAGCAGCAGGAACAGGAGGAGCAACCGGACCAAACUGAGCGGCACGAAGAGCAGCAAAACUCCCAGCAGCCGGCUAAAGUCGUCAAGUUGGAAGUUUCUUCUUCUCCAGGUUCUCGCAGUAAACUCUCCUCUGAUCAUCACCGUCACUCAUCUCAAAUCCAAACUGCGGCUUCUGAUGCUACUGCAGCUGCUGCGGGGGCUUCUCCACAGACAUUUGAGUACGUUGACGAGGAUUUCAUCUUCAACAUGCCCACCAUUCUAUCCAGUAUGGCUGAAGCACUGGCCGUUCCACUGCCACCACCACCGCAAGAUGAUCGCGACGACAACGAAGAAAAUGCUGAGGACGGCACCAUCUGGGAUCCAUCUACUUGGGAUCGCUACUCUUGAUUCUGAUUCUUUCUUUCUUUCUUCCUGGAAUCCUCAAGCUGUUUGUUGCAAAACCUGUAUUAACGCUUUGCUUGUAUGUCUUAAACAGCGAGCUUUCCAUCUGUUAAGACGAUUUGGUACUGCUGUUACUGGCCAUGCUGCAGUGCUGCAAGUGGCAAACAAGAUAAAUCAUCCAGCUGAUCUUGUUUUAUAUGCCGCCUUCAAGGAUUUGGAGAUCAAGCGCAAAAGUAAAUUAAGUGUGCUAGUCGUCAAUGAUCGCGACAUUCCAAGUUUCUUCCUCUCUAAACCCGUUCACAAUCCUUGGCAUUCCACACCUUCAGUUUUCCAAACAUCAUCUAACAAAUAUAAAUAAAAUGAAAAGCAGUACCUUGGUUAUGA